Molecule: messenger RNA, 402 nt
Organism: Mesocestoides corti
Lineage: Eukaryota; Metazoa; Platyhelminthes; Cestoda; Cyclophyllidea; Mesocestoididae
Source: the annotation of a GenBank genome assembly
GACGUCUUCCUGGCUGUUCGCCGCAAGAAGACCACCAUUUUUCUGAGCCUUAAGGAAAAUGCUGAAGUUUUGGAAGUCAAACAAAUGAUUGAAGGAAUUCUCAAAGUUCCUCCCGAGGACCAACUUCUACUUUUCCAGUCCACAGCUAUGUACGAUCAUAAACCGCUCGCUCAUUAUGGCCUCACUGAUCAAACUGCUCGCGCACACAGUCCUGCCACUCUUGGACUGUGCCUUCGUGAUCCUGACACCGAGCAGUUUGAGGCUCUUGAUAUUACGCCUUAUUCGAACCCCCCUGAGUUGCCGGAGGUUAUGCGUUGUCAGGAGAAUCAGCCUCCGCCGUCUGUCUCCACCGUCUCCAACCCCACCGCUCAAGCCGAAGCUGCUGCGGCCUCACGGCCCUAG